Amphiprion ocellaris (clown anemonefish) is the source of this 3467-nucleotide messenger RNA. RefSeq names its product kelch-like protein 34. The record is from RefSeq and is a predicted model, not a curated record. Gene Ontology annotation, molecular function: protein binding. The transcript has a single exon. NCBI's taxonomy places the organism in Eukaryota, Metazoa, Chordata, Actinopteri, Pomacentridae. The coding region runs from base 562 to 2361 and encodes 599 amino acids.
CGUGUGAUCGGUGUGUUUAUCCAUGCAUCUGCUCAUUGGCGGUCGCAUGUGUGUGUAUGUCCGAUGCAUGCAUUUGGAUGAUACUCCCUCCCGGACGAGGAGGAAAGGGCAGCGGACAAGCACAAAGCCAACAGAGCCGGGGUAUCACAGGAGAGGAGACAGCAGGGCUUUGGGACGGACCACGUUUUCGGGUCGAAGGGGGGCAGGACGCAGGAUUGGGGCAGUUAUUAACCUCCCUAUCAUGGUGUCACAUGCUCGCUGCUGCAGACAGAGCAGGACGAAAACACAGAUGCAGAGAGCUCGACUAAGGACUCUUUUCCACUCUUUCUUUUCCUCCUUCUUGCACUAACAUCUCAUUCCCUUCAUGUUCUCCGUGCAGCUUGUCAGCAACAUCUUCUCUAACUUCACUCUGCUGCUUUCCCACUGCUUUUAAAGUUUCCUCACCGCUGCUUCCUGACAGAGAUUUUCCCUUAACUUGCUACUCUCUUGCCUUCUCUCUAACAAGCUUCCUCUCCUCCCUUCCUUCCUCCUUUUCCUCUCUUCUUGCCUCCUCUCUUCUGGAUGGAUAACUACUCCCUCCUCUACAGUUCCUCUCACAGAACCGGACUUCUCUCUGGUUUCCAGCGCCUGCGCUCCGAGAGGAAGAUGUGCGAUGUCGUCCUGGAGGCCGGCGGCGUAGCCUUCCCGUGCCAUCGUGCCCUUUUGGCGGGCUCCAGCGACUAUUUUUGGGCCCUUUUCGGAGAGACUACCGCAGAGAGAUUAGCGGGCUCCGUUAGCCUCCCGGCGCUAACGCCUGAGGGCUUAGACGCCAUGCUGGACUUCCUGUAUUCAGGCUGGCUCAGCGUUUCGCUCACCACGCUUCCUGCUGUCCUGGAAGCAGCCAGGUACCUGCAGGUGGAGACGGCGGUGUCAAUAUGCGAGCAGUUCAUGACUGAUGGUUUAAACGCUGGGAACUGCUGCGGCUAUGCUAAUCUGGCUGAGCGCCACGCGCUCUCCAACGCACUGGAGGCUGCCAAUCAAACCAUCGCCAUGGAGAUGGGGAGGUUGCUACGGGAGAACAGGGACGAUCUCCUCGGGUUGAACAUCCAAUCACUGCUGGCGGUGCUGGACGCAGACGAGAUACCUGGUGCCAAGGAGGUGGAGCUCAUAAGGCUGGCUCUGGAUUGGCUGGAUGAGAACGGGCCCCUCCCACUACUAAAGUCAAACCUGCUGUUGAGUCGCCUCCGCUUCGGAUUGGUCGCCCCCGCCGACCUCACAAAUCUCAGCCACGCCCACAAAGCCAUGACCACGCCUUUAAUCAGGAGCCAGCUGACUCGAGCGUUGGAGUACCACAGGCUGGGUGCAGCUCAGCCAAUCAGACAGAGCAGACAAUCGACUCUCAGAGCGUCGCCCAAUCGCGUGCUGCUCGUUGGGGGCGGGUCCAGCGCCGAUUGGCCAGAACAGCACGUGUUGGCGUUUGAUCCCAGAAGCAGGAAGUUUUCAUCUCUGGGUUUCGUUCUCCCACUGCGACUGAGGAACCCCUGCGUGUGCUCAGUGGGAGGCUUCCUGUUCGUGAUCGGAGGAGAAGAAGUCAAAGAGGGAGAUGAUGAUGGGAAGAAGUCCGUCACCGUGGCAACAUCCAACCAGAUGUGGAGGUACGACCCUCGCUUCGACUGCUGGGAGCAGGUGGAGUCGAUGCUGGAGAGGCGGGCGCAGUUCACCUGCUGCGUGGUGGAGGAUGUAAUUUAUGCCGUCGGGGGUCGACACACACAUCCGGACGCCGACACACACUCCUCCGUAGCUUCUGUCGAGUUUUAUGACAUGUCCACAGGAGCGUGGAGGAGGGGAGCGCCGCUGCCUCAACCCCUUUACGGCCAUGCCUCCGCCGUGCUCCACAACAGCAUCUACGUGUCAGGUGGUCUCCCGGGCAACCAGGGAAGCAGCAUCCAUGGCGGUUACCAUGGCGAGAACAGGGAGAGCAGCAGAGAAGUCCUGUUGUGGGACCUCAGAGGCAAAGUCUGGGAAAAGAGAGCGUCCAUGUCCAUCGCCAGGUUCGGCCAUCGCUUGGCAACCGCCCACGGCUACAUCUACGCCCUGCUGGGGAUGUACGAGCCUUUCUGUGACAUCGAACGCUACGAUUCAAAGUCGGACCACUGGACGCGACUUAAACCUCUUCUAACCGGAUCCUUCGACUACGGGAUGGUGUCCACGGCGUCCGGGAAUCUUUUUGUGUUCGGGGGGAGGAGGUGGAGCGACGGACAGGAAGUGAUCGUGAAGAGCGUGCUGGAGUACGAUACUAAGAGAGAUCGCUGGAGGGAGAUCUGCCAGCUUCCCAGACCUCUCACCGGGACUGAGUGCACUCUGCUGCCUCUGCCAGACUGAAGGGCACGAAAAUGUGAGAAAAGUAUGAACAAGUGAUGAGCUGGUGCCUGGAAUAAGACCGUUUGAUGUAGUAGGUGCUACAUAGCCAUGAAUCAAACCCUCAGUUUUCCACGUUGCUCAACAUUUAAGCUUAGGUGUCUAAAACAUAGAAAGGAGGAAAGUUUUGUGGCCUGCUUUUAUAUAUUUUUUAGCAGAUCUGAAAGUGAAUUCCAUGGUGUAGAGGAGAAAAAUAAGCUUAAAGACCACCGAAUAUGUCAAACAAUCACUAGUGUGAGGCUGAAUUACCCAAUGGCCGAAUCUAACAGUGUGCUAAGAAAAGCCAUAAACAGGGAGCUAAGAGGAGCAAUAAAAGAGAUUUUUAAGAAUAAAUAGAAGAGGAGGUGAAGAGAUUUAGUGGGAAGAAGGCAAUUCAGGAAAUGGAAGGAGUCAAAACAGGAGAUAAGGCGAUGAAGAUGGAGGAGGACGUCAUUGAAACAGCAAAUCUAAGCUGAAUAUGUUUAAAAAGUUGCAGAUAAAAGUUCCGGUGUGUGGACAUUCCUGUUUAUUCAGCAGCGGUGCAUAAAUUAAGUUUUCUAGAUAGAGAAGUAGAAGCAAAGCAAGGACACCGAGUGGCCCUUUUUCCUGGUUUGUUGUCUUGUUUCACCCACUUCUUCUGCACUGACAGUCAACUGGAGGAAGCAGGUUGAAGCUGCAGAGUAGAAAAAGCUUCAGGGGGGAAUCUUACGCAUGAUUGGUGAGUAAUAGCUCAGUAACCUGCUGGAGUUCAUUAUUCAUGCGCUGUUAUCCAUUUCCACUUCAUCCUCAAUACACACUGAGCUGUCCACACAAACAUUAAUUAUUCAACAUAUUUCAUAGUACAUUAUAAAUUAAUUGGACGCCUCAGUAUCUCCUCUGGUAAUUAUUGUCAGUGAAUACAUAUAUGUGCAUACAGAAAUGUUUAGAUGCAUAUUUAUGUUGAAACAUUAUUGGAAUUUAAUGUGUUGUUUUUUUUUUUUUGGCAAAGUUGAACAAUUGAACAUUCCAAUUGGUAAAACUAUGAAUUCAGAUUUUUUUAAAAAACACAUCAUUCAGUAUUAAGAACCAAUAAAACAGAACUCCAAAUGUGA